Quercus robur (English oak) is the source of this 3368-nucleotide messenger RNA. Its product is annotated as putative transcription elongation factor SPT5 homolog 1. The transcript is spliced from 22 exons. NCBI's taxonomy places the organism in Eukaryota, Viridiplantae, Streptophyta, Magnoliopsida, Fagales, Fagaceae. Gene Ontology annotation, biological process: translation; regulation of DNA-templated transcription elongation; transcription elongation by RNA polymerase II. Gene Ontology annotation, cellular component: ribosome; DSIF complex. The record is from RefSeq and is a predicted model, not a curated record. Gene Ontology annotation, molecular function: mRNA binding; structural constituent of ribosome. Bases 131 to 3292 code for a protein of 1053 amino acids.
CGUUGCAUUUCUUCAUUUUGUUUACAGACCAAAAAACUCACUCUUUGACAAACCCAUUCACCCGUUUUAACCUCAUUGCCUAGGGUUCCACUCGAAAGCGAGAGCAAGAGGGUCAAUCAGCGAGAGAGAUAUGCCCCGUCGCGGUGGAGACGAGGACGACGAUGACCUGGAGCCCGAGGAGGAAGGGUAUUUUGAGGAGGAUGAGCCGGGGCAGCUCUACGAUGAAGAUGAGGAGGAAGAGGAGGAGGAGGAAGAUAGACGCGGAUCGAGUAGGAAGCGCCAGAGAUCGGCGUACAUAGACGAUGUAGCCGAGGAGGACGACGAGGAGUAUGAAGAUAGCGAUGAGGAUUAUGGUGGCGGCGGCGGCGGGGGCGGUGGUGGCAGGGACAAGAGGAAAAAGACCAAGAAGAGUGGCCAGGAGUUCUUCGACCUCGAGGCGCAGGUCGAUUCCGAUGAUGAAGAGGAAGAGGAGGAAGGCGAGGAUGACUUCAUUGAUAAUGGUGGUGCGGAUCUGCCUGAUGAUGAUGAUGGUAGAAGAAUUCAUCGGCGCCCAUUGCUGCCGCGGGAAGAUGAGCAAGAAGAUGUUGAAGCUCUUGAGAGGAGGAUCCAGGCUAGAUAUGCAAGGUCUAGCCACGCAGAUUAUGAUGAGGAGACCACAGAUGUAGAUCAACAAGCUCUUUUGCCAUCUGUUAGGGAUCCAAAGCUGUGGAUGGUGAAAUGUGCGAUUGGUCGUGAACGAGAAGCAGUUGUUUGCCUGAUGCAAAAGUCCAUUGAUAAAGGAUCUGAAUUGCAAAUCAGGUCUGCUGUUGCCCUUGACCAUCUCAAAAACUAUAUAUAUAUUGAAGCAGACAAAGAAGCCCAUGUUAAGGAGGCUUGCAAAGGUUUGCGCAAUAUAUUUUCUCAGAAAGUAAUGCUGGUCCCUAUUAGAGAAAUGACUGAUGUUCUUUCAGUUGAAAGCAAAGCAAUUGAUCUCUCUAGGGAUACUUGGGUCAGAAUGAAGAUUGGGACAUAUAAAGGGGAUCUUGCAAAGGUGGUGGAUGUAGAUAAUGUGAGGCAAAGAGUUACAGUAAAAUUAAUUCCAAGGAUAGACUUACAGGCUCUUGCAAGCAAAUUGGAGGGCAGAGAAGUUGUGAAGAAGAAGGCAUUUGUUCCUCCCCCACGUUUUAUGAACAUUGAUGAGGCUAGAGAACUCCAUAUUCGUGUAGAGCGCAGACGAGAUCCAAUGACCGGAGAUUAUUUUGAGAACAUUGGUGGCAUGAUGUUUAAAGAUGGUUUUUUGUAUAAAACAGUAUCCAUGAAAUCAAUUAGCUCUCAAAAUAUAAAACCUACUUUUGAUGAACUUGAAAAAUUUCGGAAACCUGGUGAGAAUGGAGAGAACGAUAUGGCUAGUUUGUCAACUUUAUUUGCAAAUAGAAAGAAAGGGCAUUUUGUGAAGGGCGACGCAGUUAUUGUUAUCAAGGGAGAUCUCAAAAACUUGAAGGGAUGGGUUGAGAAAGUUGAGGAAGAGAAUGUUCACAUCAGACCAGAAAUGAAGGGCCUUCCGAAAACUCUUGCUGUAAAUGAAAAAGAGCUUUGCAAGUACUUUGAACCUGGGAAUCAUGUGAAGGUUGUCUCUGGUACACAGGAAGGUGCAACUGGUAUGGUUGUUAAGGUUGAGCAGCAUGUCCUCAUAAUAUUAUCUGAUACAACAAAGGAACACAUACGUGUGUUUGCUGAUGAUGUUGUAGAAAGCUCUGAGGUAACUUCUGGUGUCACAAGAAUUGGGGACUACGAGCUUCAUGAUCUAGUGCUUCUGGAUAAUAUGAGUUUUGGUGUAAUUAUUCGUGUAGAAAGUGAAGCAUUUCAGGUUCUCAAGGGAGUUCCUGACAGACCUGAGGUUGCUCUUGUUAAGUUAAGAGAGAUUAAAUGCAAGCUUGAUAAGAAAAACAGUGUGCAAGAUCGGUAUAAGAAUACUGUAGCUGCAAAAGAUGUUGUGAGGAUUAUUGAGGGUCCCUGCAAAGGGAAACAAGGCCCUGUGGAACAUAUACACCGAGGAAUCUUGUUCAUCUAUGAUCGCCAUCACCUUGAGCAUGCAGGCUUUAUAUGUGCUAAAGCCCAUUGUUGUGUUAUUGUGGGAGGAUCACGUGGCAAUGGUGAUAGAAAUGGUGAUUCAUACUCAAGAUUUGCUAAUCUCAGAACUCCACCUCGUAUUCCUCAAUCCCCGAAGAGAUUUUCUCGAGGAGGUCAUCCAAUGGACUCUGGGGGAAGGCAUAGCCAUAGAGGUGGAAGAGGAGGGCAUGAUGGUUUGGUUGGUACAACAGUAAAAGUCCGCCAGGGUCCUUUCAAAGGCUACCGUGGGCGUGUAGUAGAAGUUAAAGGCUCAUUAGUUCGGGUAGAAUUGGAGUCACAGAUGAAGGUUGUCACAGUUGACCGCAAUUUUAUUUCUGAUAAUGUGGUUGUUUCUACCCCAUAUCGUGAUGCUCCUCGCUAUGGCAGUGGGAGUGAGACUCCCAUGCAUCCUUCUCGAACUCCAUUACAUCCGUAUAUGACUCCUAUGAGAGAUCCUGGAGCAACACCCAUUCAUGAUGGCAUGAGGACACCUAUGCGUGAUCGAGCAUGGAAUCCUUAUACGCCAAUGAGUCCGCCAAGGGAUAAUUGGGAAGAUGGAAACCCUGGCUCUUGGGGAACCAGUCCACAAUAUCAGCCAGGAAGUCCUCCUUCACGUACAUAUGAAGCGCCAACUCCUGGUUCUGGUUGGGCCAGUACUCCUGGCGGCAAUUAUAGUGAAGCUGGAACACCAAGGGAUAGCAGUUCUGCCUAUGCCAAUGCUCCUAGCCCUUACUUGCCAUCAACUCCUGGUGGACAGCCAAUGACACCAAAUUCAGCUUCCUAUCUUCCUGGCACUCCUGGAGGGCAGCCAAUGACACCGGGAACUGGUGGUCUGGAUGCCAUGUCUCCUGUCAUAGGCGGGGACAAUGAAGGGCCAUAUUUCAUGCCAGACAUAUUGGUAAAUGUACGCAGGUCGGGAGAGGAUUCUGUUGUAGGAAUUGUCCGGGAGGUGCUUCCGGAUGGCUCUUGUAGGAUUGUUCUUGGGUCAAGUGGCAAUGGUGAAACCAUAACAGUUCUUCCUAAUGAAAUGGACGUGGUAGUACCAAGGAAAAAUGACAAGAUUAAAAUCAUGGCUGGUGUGCUACGUGGUGCCACUGGUAAGUUGAUUGGUGUGGAUGGCAGUGAUGGAAUUGUAAAGGUGGACGACACUCUUGACGUUAAGAUUUUAGACUUGGUUCUUUUGGCAAAGCUAGCACAGCCAUGAUUGACAUGGCAAUAAGAAGAAAAAUGUGUAUUAUAUAUAUAUCAUUGUUAGUUAUGGAAAAAGGUUUUGAGGGAUU